CAAACUCUAAUCCAUUGGAUAAUGAUUGGUUUUUGAAAUCUCCAAUUGGUUUCUGGAGGAAGUCUUGACAUGUAUGAUCUGUGAUGCUGGCACAUUAAUUCUUUAAUAUUUAAUCAUUGUAACGUAAAAAGGAAAUGAGGAUCUUCAGCAGUUAUCCAUGGUAAAAGUGGUAGAAAUAUUAAACAGACAUGCUAUAGCACAUUGAGGAUGUUACUUAUAACAAUCAAAGUUCAUAGGACAUCCGUAAAAUACGCCAAAAGUGAAUCACCGACGGUGUAAAUGUACCCCACUAGUUACCCCCUCUGAACGCCCUAUUCGGGCAAACAAUUAAGCUAUGUCGAACCUAUAUGGCCAGAAUUUGAAAUCCUCACCUGCUCGAUCCCCUUCUUCUCCAUGCAUUUGGACCAACCCAGAUGUAGGAAGCCCAUACCUGGAAAGGCUGUUAGAAGAAAAAAAGAACCUUGCUUUUUAUGUACAAGGUCUCCCUAUUUGCAAUAAGUUGCUGAAUCAAGAGAUAUUGAGGGUCUCAGAGAUGAUAGCCAACCAAGGUCUUAAUGACUUUGACAGACUGCAACUUGGAAUCCCAAAUCCUUCAAAUCCCUUGAACAUGAUGCCUGAUGUUGCUGCUAUAAGUGUAGGUCGUUGGGAUGGAGAUUCUGGCCAGAGUCCUCUUCAGUAUGAGGGAUUUGGUGGGCAACAAGGAUUGUCGAUUGAUCACCAGAAUGCAGCACCAGCUAGCCCAAGUUCCUUACUUACAAAGAGGUUAUUGCGCUUGGAUGUGCCUGUUGAUAUAUUUCCUAAUUUCAACUUCAUUGGCAGGCUUCUAGGUCCAAGAGGCAAUUCCUUGAAGCGAGUAGAGGCUUUGACUGGAUGUCGUGUCUUCAUCAGAGGAAGGGGUUCCAUUAGAGAUCCUAACAAGGAGGAGAGAUUAAGGGGAAGACCAGGCAAUGAACACCUUAACGAACCACUUCAUAUAGUGAUCGAGGCCGAAUCACCUGCAAGUAUCGUUGAUGCACAAUUGAGACAAGCGCAGGAAGUCAUUGAAGAGUUGCUCAAACCCGUGGAAUCAUCUCGGGAUUCUUAUAAACGGCAACAGUUACGAGAACUGGCUAUAUUGAACGCCCUUUUCAGAGAAGACAGCUCUCAGCCGAGUAGCAGCAGUGGAUCUCGUAGGUCCAACACAAUGAAGCGCGCUACGACCCCUUGAAAGGAAUCCUGUAGUUCCCUUCCAUACUGUAUAGUGUACAACCCCUCUCGAUCCAACGGUUAAGUUUCAAUCAAAUCCAGGAUCAGAGUACAGAGUUUGUUAAAAGAUUUCUUUUCUAUUUUGUUUGCUUGAUGCUAGCUGUGCAGCUUUUCCAACCAUGGUUUGCUUGUUUACUUUGGUUGUUUUGUGUGUUAUGUAAAUUGUAAACUAGGGUUUGUGUUGUGUGUUAUGCAUAUAAACUUAUAAAGUGUUGGUUUUGCUGUUUGAAAAAUGGGUUUUGCAAUUAAUCAGCCCAAAAAAGCUUUUUAAAA
Molecule: messenger RNA, 1518 nt
Organism: Cynara cardunculus var. scolymus (artichoke)
Lineage: Eukaryota; Viridiplantae; Streptophyta; Magnoliopsida; Asterales; Asteraceae
Product: KH domain-containing protein SPIN1-like
Exons: 8
Coding region: 335-1207 (290 amino acids)
Biological process (GO): regulation of mRNA splicing, via spliceosome
Cellular component (GO): nucleus
Molecular function (GO): mRNA binding
Source: RefSeq, a predicted model, not a curated record